UAGAAAUUUAUCGUUGCUUUACGCUGGAAAGAGAGAGGGAACCUUUAUAAGUGUCGCUUUCCCUCAAUACGCGCAACGUUGCAGAAAAGAACGCUUGCGGAUAAUCGCUGAAUGAGGUUCAAGGUGGAAAACAAUUUCGGGAAGAACGCAGACAAAGAAACACACGAAACGAGGAUGCCAGCCUUCGUUGACCGCAUUGUGGAGUUCGACGAGUGGCUCAAGUUUUUCAACAAUCUUGGAAAGAGCACGAAAAGCGUCAAGGACCUGCCAUACUUCCUGCAGAAGUACCUGCACCUGUUCUUCCUCAUCAUGUAUUCAAACGAGGACGGCUUGAUAUGUGCCAAAGACUACAAGAAGUACUUGAAAACUCACAAUCUUGACAUAAGCAGAGCAGAUGAGUGCUUCAAGGAAAUGCUCAAUGAGGAAGACGCUGCGAACGGAGAUUCCAUGACAUCAGAUCGUUUUACGGCUACAGUCUACGAAUGCUGGGUAUCACAAGACAAUAACUGCAAGGGAAAACAUAUAAGUCGACCGUACGAUACAACUUCCAUGGAAGAGCUCGAAAAGAACAAGAAGCGGCCAGUCUGAAUACUGCCACGCUGUACUUUUUUCCUAUGCUUUUGUACAAACUUUACCUUACUAGUCAAA
Messenger RNA from Dermacentor silvarum, 648 nucleotides. RefSeq lists its product as uncharacterized. The transcript has 4 exons. Lineage: Eukaryota; Metazoa; Arthropoda; Arachnida; Ixodida; Ixodidae. The coding region runs from base 112 to 588 and encodes 158 amino acids. The record is from RefSeq and is a predicted model, not a curated record.